AUGCAGGAGGAAUCAGACUCGGAAAGCGAGGAUUCCGAAGAUGAAAACGAGGAGCCCUGUUGUAUCUGCCAGGAGCCCAAGAGCGGCAAGCCCAACCUGAUAGUCCUCUGCGACGGCGAAGAAUGCUACGGUAUCUCAGUGGUUCCAUCGGGCGACUGGUUCUGCCAACGAUGCAAAAGCAAGACCCCUGUGGAGUCAACGAAAGCGAUAUGCUGCUCAUCCAAGGAAGGCGCCUUCUACAAAACCACCACCCCCAAUGAAUAUAUCCAUGUUAUCUGCACGAUAUGGAAUCCAGAGAUUGAUUACAAGGAGGACUCUGGACCCAUAUCGGUACCAACGUCAGCCCUGGAUGCCAAGGAAUGCUACAUUUGCGGGAAGAAAGUGGGCUUGACACUGCACUGCAACUACCAAGAUUGUCCAAGGUAUUUCCACGCGACCUGCGCGAUCGACCGCAGUGUCAUCGAUGCGGCGCCACCCAAGAUCGCCAUCAAAAAUAGGCUCAAGCUCGCCUGCGAGGUCCACCGAGGCAAGGUGUCGUCGCGGUCGACCUCGCCACCCAAUCCCAUGCCAUCCAUCAAGCGAAAGCGCCCGCCCCAGAGCAUCGCACUCUCGUCCGACGAAGAUGAGGACGAGACCGAGUCCGUUCAGCCUGGCUCGUCCGCCUCGGCCGAUGCCAAGGCAAAACCAACCAGCGACUAUGUCGAGGUUGAGGAAGAAAGCGGCAUUGUUGUAACACCAAAGUCGAAUGACGAACGAUCUGUUGCAGGAGAUGCGGGUGCAAAGCCGCGUCCAGUCCCUGGUGAAUCCAUGAGGCCAGGCUCGUCAAAUCUUCCGAAUGGUACCGGCGGCGGCGCCGGAGUCAACGGAAGCAAUGGAAACAACGGAAACAGCGGAAACAACGGAAACGGAAAUGGCGGCAACGGAGGCAGCAGGAAUCCCAGCAGCAGCAACAACAACAACAGCAGCAGCAGCAGCGGUAUCGUCAAGCCAACAUUCCCGAUAAGCGAAAAGCACAGAGACGCGCCUGUCGCACCCAAGAAGAAUGGCCCGCCGAAUCCAGGCGAUCUCUACGUCGCGUCAAGAUCGUAUUCUCCAAAAGACGAUCGUGCUGAUGGCACACCGAGCAAGAAGCUCAAGCCCAACCCCUCUGGCCCGUCCAUGGUGACCUCGCCGUCAAUCAAGCGCGAAUUUCCUGCGAUUAAAACCGGAGACCCAGUUCCACGGCGCGCACCGGGCUCGUCCCUGACCACCAACUCGAACCGCAGCAGUUCCCCGGCCCUGCCCGACACCCCGCUUGAAUACCUCGCCAAACUGGCGGCUGACUACCAGUCCAAAGCGGACGAAAUCUGCGGCGAGAUCCGACUGGCGAUCUCUCAGUACAAUCAAAAGCUUGCCAAGGGAGGAAGCUCCGUCUCGCAGCGUCCGUCACAGGGACGAGAUGCUGAGCUGCUCUCGCUUCUGGAUUCUGGCUUUGACCAGAUGGACAACCAGAAGAAGGAGAACGAGCUCAAGUCGCUCCAGCAGCGAGUUCUCCAGCUCGAGUCGACACUGAAAUCACAAACAGCAGCAUUCACGUCGCAGUCCGUGGCCCUGAGCUCGCUGCGGACCAAUCUGGUGCGGCUGCUCUCGUCCCUGGACCUACCCAACGGGCCGCCCCGCGAUGAAACCAAGGUUGACAGAUACGUCGCGGAGAUGGCCGACAUUUGCGGGCAGUUGGUGGCGCUCGAUCCGACGGGAUUCAAGUCAAUAACGGACAGGAUCCUCGACGUUGACAAGAACGGAUGGCGAUGAUGAUGGUGGUGGGGGAGGGGGCGUGCCAAGUCGGGGAGAGGAGCAUACAGGAGCAUACAGGAGCUUACAGGAGCGAUCCGAGCCCAUGGGCAGCUGUGGCACUGGAUGCGCUGGGCCUCCUUUCUCCCUCUGCCUCUGCCUC
Messenger RNA from Polychytrium aggregatum, 1933 nucleotides. Its product is annotated as PHD-zinc-finger like domain-containing protein. The transcript is spliced from 8 exons. NCBI's taxonomy places the organism in Eukaryota, Fungi, Chytridiomycota, Chytridiomycetes, Polychytriales. Gene Ontology annotation, biological process: regulation of transcription by RNA polymerase II. The record is from RefSeq and is a predicted model, not a curated record. The coding region runs from base 1 to 1791 and encodes 596 amino acids.